AUAUUCAAAAUGUUUGUUUGUUGUAGGACGGCUGAGACAUAUGUGGGGACAUGUCACACAUGUAGGACCAAACAAAGCAGAAACACUGCAUUCUGAGAGGGAGUGAGAGCCCCAGAAAGUUAGGAUGGGUAAUCUGAUCAAAGCAGCUGUAGGAGAUGCAAUUCUGACUUCCCUAUUUGUUUUCGUUGCCCCAAUCAUGCGGGUGUUCACAGCCAUCUUAGCUUCAUUUCUUGGAUUCCAAGCAAGGUCCUUGAUAGGCCGUUUCAUCACCACCAUACAUGCCACAGUUCUAGUCCUGAUAUUCAGCAUGAUUGGCAAGCUCUUGGGUGGUGCCAGCUUCAAUCCUUCCACCACUGUCAGUUUCUACGCUGCCGGCCUCAACCCGGGAACUUCCCUGAUCUCUAUGGCAGUUCAGUUCCCGGCUCAGGCCGUCGGCGGAGCAGGUGGCGCCAAGGCCAUCCUGCAACUGAUGCCUGAAAAGUAUGAGCAAUUUGUCAAAGGGCCUUCUCUGAAAGUGGACUUGAAAAGUGGUGCUAUUGCUGAAGGGUUGUUCACUUUUUCUCUUUGUUUUUCUCUGCUUUGGGUUAUGCUCAAGGGUCCUAAGAAUCUUAUUCUGCAAAUAUGGUUGGUUAAAGUGGCUACUGUGGGAUUGGCUAUAGUGGGGAGUGGAUACACAGGGCCUUCAAUGAACCCUGCUAAUGCUUUUGGCUGGGCUUAUGUUAAUAACUGGCACAAUACUUGGGAGCUCUUCUUUGUAUAUUGGAUUGGUCCUUUAGUUGGAGCAGUUUUGGCUGCUAGAGUCUUCAAGAUUUUGUUUCCUCCACCAGAAACAAAGGAGAAGAAAGCCUGAAAGGAGUUUGAAUAUGUAAUUCAGUAGCAGAUAUAUGAAUCUCUGCUCUCUGUAUAUGAAUGUUGUGCAUUCAUUCAAUUAAGGAAAUGAAUUUUUUAGAAUUUAGAUCAAGAUUAGAUUCCCUUCUUUCUAGUUCUCAACUUCUCAUCGCCUCUUGC
Fragaria vesca subsp. vesca is the source of this 1008-nucleotide messenger RNA. Its product is annotated as aquaporin SIP1-1-like. Gene Ontology annotation, cellular component: membrane. Bases 125 to 850 code for a protein of 241 amino acids. Gene Ontology annotation, molecular function: water channel activity. The transcript has a single exon. NCBI's taxonomy places the organism in Eukaryota, Viridiplantae, Streptophyta, Magnoliopsida, Rosales, Rosaceae. The record is from RefSeq and is a predicted model, not a curated record. Gene Ontology annotation, biological process: transmembrane transport.